AUGACGAGACUACCCAUUUUGUGUUAAAUGGCGAGGAAGCCCUCUCCCGGAACUCGAGGAUGAUCGGUCUUUGGCACCCGGCAGACCCGCACUAGCCCUAUGGCGGAGGUGUCUGUCUAGAACUGCAGUGGAGUCGGGUAGGAACGAUUCUUCCGAGCCGCGGUUUCCGCGGGGAAUCCUAAGCGAGUUCCUGUUCUGACGCACUUCCGAAGCGUCGGAACAGAGGAAGCCGCUUUGACUGCCGGGAAUACGGAAUCGGAAAAAUGGUGGUCACCAGGUCCGGGGUGUCUCGGACCGAACUCCAAAAACGCUCCCAGCAGAAGAGGUCUGUUCCUCGGAGAACUAGGACACAUCUAAAAAGCAAAAAAGAAUCAGGAUCCACUGGCAGCACUGCUGAAUCACAGUCUGCUGGGGCUCAAAGCUCGGGCCCGGCUAGAAGCAAGAACAGCAGAACUACAGGCCCAGCGGAGAUCGUUGUACUGAUUUCUGAUGGAGAGCCUUCUGAACCUGAGUCUCAUGCUUCUGGGGUUUCUUUUGUGUUAGAGCCCAUUAUAAGAGUAACUAGGAAACGGCAGGUUGUAAUUACACCCACCCCAAAGCCCAGUGUUAGGAAAAGGCGGAAAGUAACCCCUCAACAUGAAUCUGUUGAUGAAGGAGUUUCUGUUUCUGAAGCAGAGUCUCAUGUUUCAGAGGUUACUAUGAUUGUGCCUUCCACAGAAAGAAGAAGCAGGAAUAAGGCUAAAUCUCAAAGAGAUUCAAGCCAAGAGUCACCUUUGGAAACUAUAUCUGAUGCUGAGUGCUCCUGCAUCUCAUCAUUAGAGGUCUCAUCCAGGAGAACAACCAGGAAUGUGCAGAAGAAAUUACAGUUCCAAGCUGAGAAAAAAGAUACUAAGAUUACACCAGGAAAUAAAAAGCAAAUUGUGGGUAUGUGUGUGGAUUCAGAGGACUCAGAUGCUAAACAGGCCUCUCAGUUAUCAGCAAGACCACUUUCUCAGAUAAAUAUGCCAAAUAUUUCUGAUAAUGAAACUUAUAAUGAUGACUUUGAUGAUUCCAUCCACAGAAUUUCAGAGAAAAAACUGACAACCCAAAACCAUCAAAAUUUGCAUAUCCAAGUGGAAAAACAAGCCGAUGUUGUGUCUCUUACGGAAGUCAGAAAGAAGAAUUGUGAGAGUCUGGAUGAAGAGGACCCCAAAAUAAUAGAGGAAAAAGUAAUUAAUGAGAAAGAUUCCCAGCUGAGUCUUUCUGAAGCUCAAGACAGUGGCCUUCAGCAGUCAGUGUCUCAGAAUCAUUCAAGCACCCCAAAUAUACCCACAUCCCAGCUUUCAAGUCCGGAUAGGGAGGCUCUGAUGAAAUCAUUAGAGCACAGGUUUGCAGUUGUAGAAAUAAAAAAAUGGGAUGAGGAGAGAGAGGGCAGCUUAAGAAAGAGUGACUUGGCACAGUCCAGUGAUCGUGGUGAUAGCAAUGAGCCCACAAGUGCAGGUGUCAGUGAGGACAGCAACAGCCAAAGUGGCGUUGCUCUUGAAUGUAAUACCAAGCCAUGCGGGUCUGAACUCAACGUGUCUCAGAAUACAGAUAGUCCUGUUUUAUUAUUUCUUAGUAGUGAUGAAAGCCAACAGUCUGACAGCAGUGAGAAUGAAAGGGACACUUUGUGUUCUGUGGAAAACAGUGGCCAAAAGGAGGCAUCAACUGAGGACUUGGAAGAUACUGCAUGUGAUAGUGCACUGUUUGUAAUUGACAAAACUCCUGGAUUGAGUGCUGACAAAAACUUUUACCUAGAAGACAAGGCUCCAAGUGAAGGUGCUGCAUGUGAUAGUGCACUGUUUGUAAUUGACAAAACUCCUGGAUUGAGUGCUGACAAAAACUUUUACCUAGAAGACAAGGCUCCAAGUGAAGUUGCUAUUGAGGAAGAAAAAGAGGAGGAGGAGAAAGAGGAAGAAAAUAGUGAAGAAGACUCAUCAGACAGUGACGAGAAUAAGGAUGAGUCUAGUGAUGAGGAAGACUUACUCAGUAACACCAAGUCCAAGCUUCUGAAGCUGACAAGUAGCAGCAUAGACCCUGGACUAAACAUCAAGCAGUUGGGUGGCUUGUAUAUUAAUUUCAAUGUAGACAAGAUGCAGCCUCACAAGAAAACUCUAACCCAGAUCAAAGAGAAAAAGAAAAACGAGCUUCUGCAGAAAGCUGUCAUUACACCUGAUUUUGAAAAAAACUAUUGUGUCCCACCGUAUAAUGAGUCAAAGCAUCGACUGCAGAAACAGCGCAGGAAAGAGCGACAAAAAACAGCCGGUAAUGGUUGGUUUGGCAUGAAAGCUCCAGAGCUAACAGAGGAACUGAAGAACGAUCUCAAAGCCUUGAAGAUGAGAGCGAGCAUGGACCCAAAGCGGUUCUACAAGAAGAACGACAGAGAUGGGUUCCCCAAGUACUUCCAGGUUGGAACCAUCGUUGAUAAUCCAGCUGACUUCUAUCAUUCACGAAUUCCCAAGAAACAGAGGAAAAAGACUAUUGUGGAAGAGCUGCUGGCUGACUCUGAGUUCAGGAGAUUUAAUCGAAGGAAGUAUUCGGAAAUCAUGGCUGAAAAAGCAGCAAAUGCAGAAGGAAAGAAGUUCCGGAAAAAGAAGAAAUUUCGCAACUAAAAUUUACAAAGCAAACCAUAGCAUUUUAUAGAUCUUGAUUUGCUGAAGGUUAUCACAUAAUUUAUAUAAAUAUGUAUAAAUAUUUAGUGAUUUCUAUUUAGAAAUAAAGUUUACUGACAAAAUCGGUUGUGUGC
Messenger RNA from Apodemus sylvaticus (European woodmouse), 2764 nucleotides. RefSeq names its product deoxynucleotidyltransferase terminal interacting protein 2 (gene Dnttip2). Gene Ontology annotation, cellular component: nucleolus. NCBI's taxonomy places the organism in Eukaryota, Metazoa, Chordata, Mammalia, Rodentia, Muridae. The transcript is spliced from 7 exons. Bases 264 to 2630 code for a protein of 788 amino acids. Gene Ontology annotation, molecular function: RNA binding. The record is from RefSeq and is a predicted model, not a curated record. Gene Ontology annotation, biological process: RNA processing.